This is a messenger RNA of Lutzomyia longipalpis, 2007 nucleotides long. Its product is annotated as protein PTCD3 homolog, mitochondrial. Gene Ontology annotation, cellular component: mitochondrion. The transcript is spliced from 2 exons. Gene Ontology annotation, molecular function: protein binding; ribosomal small subunit binding; rRNA binding. The record is from RefSeq and is a predicted model, not a curated record. Gene Ontology annotation, biological process: mitochondrial translation. NCBI's taxonomy places the organism in Eukaryota, Metazoa, Arthropoda, Insecta, Diptera, Psychodidae. Bases 101 to 1918 code for a protein of 605 amino acids.
GAGAGAAGUAAAAAAAUAUCACAAUUUGUGUGUAAUAAAAUAUUUCACGUGUCUGUCAGAGACUUUCUGUGAGGAAGGAGAGAGUUUUCACGGGAAGAAAAUGAACGUGAUUCACUGUAGUACACGAAAAUUCGUCACGAGCUUCGCAAAGCUCCAGGGAGCAUCAGCAGCAGCCACCAAGGGUGGUACCAUUGAGAUUCCAAUUCGAAUAAAGAGGAAACCCGAUGAUGUUCUCAAAGCUCUGGCUGCUCUGCAGAAGCCGGAUCCAACUUCUGUCCACUAUCAGUAUCAGGAUGAUCGAUACCUCAUUCCGUACUCAAAUCAACGCAGAAAAUCCUAUGCUCUAUCCGAGGAAUCGGGCAGGAAUGCUGCCAAGUGGUUGCACAAGAAGUAUGCGGAUCUCUUCAAGUACUCAAAGGGAGAACCCAUGAUUGAGGCCUAUGUGGCAGGACGUCCUCCGGAGGCAUUUGAGAGCAUCACAACAGCUGAAGAUCUCUGCUGCCUCGUGGAGAGUCCCAUUGACAUCGAGGAGAUCACACAGGGUCUGGCAAAGAUUAAAGAUAGUCGCGAUGCUGACUUCAAGCAGGGCUACUUUGAGUUAAUCUCCUUCCUGAGUGGUCAAGCAAAUCCCGGUGAUAGAUUCACAUCCCAAGCUGUGAGGCAGAAAGUCGUGAAUGCCUCGAGAAAUGAGGAAGUUGAUAAACUCUUCAGGGAAUUGAAUCCGGACGAUCCCAGGGCAUGCAAUACAAUGAUACGGACACUCUGUCGCAACUACCAGGUCUCCGAUGCGUGGACACUGUAUCAGAAGGCCCUCGAGGGUGGUAUUCCCAUCUACGUGGACACCUUCAAUAGUAUCCUUCAGAUUGUUCUUCUCCUGAAUCCCGACACGGCGGAAGCAAAGUGGAAAUCCGUCGAGGAUACGCUGAAAUUGAUGGCUGAGCACAAGCUCAAGCCCAACAUUGCGACGCUCAACAUUGUUCUCGAGCUGAUUAGCGGAAUUUUUGGCUGGAAAGACGCCCGUCAGCGUGCAAUGUCCCUUCUGGUUGAAUUCAAGAAUCUCGGCAUUCAACCCUCACUCGCCUCCUGGUAUCACAUCCUCAAUAUCUUCUACCGUGAACGUAGCCCCAUGAGUGGUGUCCUCAUUGACAUUCUCGAUGAGAUUGAGAAGCAAGAUCUUGUGCCGUGUGAUCACAAAGAUUCCAAUUUCUUCGUAACUGCCAUGAAUAUUUGCGCCAAUCAAUUCCAGAGCGUUCAGCUGGCCAAUCGCCUCAAUGAGCUCCUCAAGCGUGCUGGAAAUGGGAUUUUCAUUGGAGACUCCGUCAAGGAAUCCGUCUACUAUCGAUGCUACUUCCAGCUCUUAUGCUUGUCCGAACCCCUUGAGACCUUCAUGGAAGUCUAUCACACCUACGUGCCAUCAAUCUACGUCCCAGAGCCCUCAGUGAUGGAAUCCAUUCUCAAGACAGUUGAACUGGAUGGGGCAACACAGUACGUGCCCCUCAUGUGGUCCCACAUUAAACUCUUCGAGCAAACAACGAGAGAUAAUCUCAUCAAUAACCUCUUCCGCAUCAUUUUGAAUGCCCCAAGUGCCGCUGAUGACCUGAAUCCCAUCUCCCUGGACAUUUGGGAUGAAGUUGAGCGGAAUACAGAGUCAAAGAGGCACAUUUUCAAGUGGAAAGCCCUUCAUUUGAGUCACAUCCUCACCAUUGUGUGCAACAGCAAAGAUGUGGAGCGAGCAAAGAAAAUCUUCCGGAAGAUCGAUGAGGAACGUCAUCAAAUUGAGGGGCUGCCCACGGAAGAGUCCCUCCAGCUGCUCUAUAAACUCCUCGUAGCCAACAAAUUGGCCACCGUUGCGGUAAAAGUCGUAAACUAUGCCGAAGAGAAUGGGCUUAGUGUGACAAAUACGAAGGAUUUAGUGUAGAAAUACAUAUUUCUUCACAGAUUUUCUUUUUUAAUUUUUCUUAAUUUUCUUUUUGUUUGUAAAUUAAAUACCGCCAAAGAAAAAAAAAA